UGGGUGCGCCUGGUCACUUGGUUGACGUAGUUAACAUGGGGAGACUGCGCAUCCUUUUACUGCUAGUGGGGCUACACGCCCUUCUGGCCUCUGGCACUGAGAAAGGACAGAAAGUUGUAUGCUACUUUUCAUCGUGGGCUGUGUACAGACCUGGGAAUGGCAUGUUCGAUGUGGAUAAUGUUGAUCCGUUCCUCUGUACCGAACUCAUCUUUGGCUUCGCUGGCCUGAGUAACCACACCUGGGAAAUCGAGGUGCUGGAUCCAUGGAAUGAACUCUGCCCUGACGAAGAUGGUGGUGAUCACUGUGCCUACAACCGCUUCACUGCGCUCAAGGAAAUUAAUCCUGACCUGACCGUUCUCUUGGCCGUCGGGGGCUGGAAUGAAGGCUCUGAGGACUAUUCCGUGAUGGCGGAAGACCCAGAAAAGAGGAAGACCUUCAUCAACAGUUCGGUGGCUCUGGUCAGGAAACACAAUUUUGACGGACUCGAUGUUGAUUGGGAGUACCCAGCUUUUCGAGGAGGCAAACCUGAGGACAAGGAGAACUUCGUGACGUUAUUGACCGAGUUCCGGGAAGCAUUUGACAAGUUCAGUCCCCCUUUGAGGUUGACGGGGGCUCUCUCUCCAGGCAAACCGACCAUUGACGACGCCUAUAAUGUCCCCGCGCUGGCCAAGGUGUUCGACUUGGUGAACGUCAUGGGAUACGACUACCAUGGAGCCUGGGAGAACUUCACUCACCACAACGCUCCUCUCUGUGGCUACUACCUUGACUGGGGCGAGUUUAUCUACUUCAAUGUGAUCUACACGAUAAACUACUACAUUGAUUUGGGGAUGCCGCCUGAGAAGAUGGUGUUAGGGAUCCCUGCUUACGGCCGCUGCUAUACCCUGGAUGACAUCGAUAACCAUGGCAUGCUGGCACCCGCCAGCGAACCCGGACCCGCGGGACCAUAUAUUCGAAUCCCUGGCACGCUGGGAGCCAAUGAGAUCUGUGAACGAUUGCUGACCGACGAUACUUGUACUGUGGUGCACGACCCAGCCCUCCACGAGCCAUACUUCUACUGCAGGAGUGACAACAUCUGGUGCAGCUACGACGAUGUUGACUCUGUUUACCUCAAGGCUCGGGCAGCAAGGAACGCGGGACUGGACGGGGUAAUGGUUUGGACUGUCGAUACAGAUGACUUCCACGCUUUCUGUAGUGACAAAGACUUCCCCCUCAUCAAAAGCAUGAAACGAGCCAUACAGGAGCCUCCUAGCGAUGAUUCUGUGAUAUGCAAUGCCACCGCCAGCACCACUACCACAACUCCCACCACCACGACUCCCACCACCACAACUCCCACCACCACAACUCCCACCACCACAACUCCCACUACAACAACUCCCACCACCACAACUCCCACUACAACAACUCCCACCACCACAACUCCCACCACCACAACUCCCACCACCACAACAACUACCACUCGCACUACUACUGAAAGUACCACCACAGAGCACAUACCAGUAACUACUCGGAAACCUGUCAUGAAACCAAAUUGUACAGGAGUUCCAGACGGCCAUUGCUUCCCUCACCCUGACUGCAAUAAGUUCUGGGAGUGUAUAAGCGGAGCCUCUAUAGUGAUGAUGUGUGCCGGUGGGACUGUGUGGGACGACACCAAGAAAUCCUGCGACUGGGAGGAUGACGUGGACACCUCCGGCUGUCACUUGUGGACGUGUCAGGUGGAUAACAUCUACUACCCCGCUGCUGACUGUAACCAGUACUACUGGUGUUACCAAGGCUCCCCUCAUAUGGAGACGUGUGCCGAUGGCCUCUACUGGAACCAAAACAUCCCUUCGUGUGACAGUCCCGCCAAUGUCAACACCGAUGAUUGUAACCCCGUAUGAGUUACCAGCUGUCCAUCACCAGUAGCAGUAGACACACACAACAUGGCUAUUAUUAUCGCCAACAUCGCGUAUAAUAAAUGAGUGGCUUUUGUUUUUUGCCUUUUUUCCAGCGCGUGUGUGUGUGUGUGUGUGUGUGUGUGUGUGUGUAUGUGUGUGUGUGUGUAUAUGAAUUAUAGUGCAUUAAUAACUGCUAUAUGAAGGAUGAGUUGGUAUUGUGAGUCGUUAUUGGUAGUUGACAGCAGAAGUCUGGUUUUCACUCGCGCCUGUGUGUCUCAGGAUGACAAUAAGAAAGACCAAUUAAUAACACAACAA
This is a messenger RNA of Homarus americanus (American lobster), 2189 nucleotides long. Its product is annotated as acidic mammalian chitinase-like. The transcript has 11 exons. Bases 36 to 1877 code for a protein of 613 amino acids. Lineage: Eukaryota; Metazoa; Arthropoda; Malacostraca; Decapoda; Nephropidae. Gene Ontology annotation, cellular component: extracellular region. The record is from RefSeq and is a predicted model, not a curated record. Gene Ontology annotation, molecular function: chitinase activity; chitin binding. Gene Ontology annotation, biological process: chitin catabolic process; carbohydrate metabolic process.